This is a messenger RNA of Ylistrum balloti, 8628 nucleotides long. RefSeq lists its product as uncharacterized. Bases 1 to 8628 code for a protein of 2875 amino acids. NCBI's taxonomy places the organism in Eukaryota, Metazoa, Mollusca, Bivalvia, Pectinida, Pectinidae. The transcript has 19 exons. The record is from RefSeq and is a predicted model, not a curated record.
AUGAGCUUAAUGAAGAAGAGAUCUAGCUUCGGCAAGAAGUAUUCAGAUACAAUUUUCAACGUGAAAGAUGAGCAUCAGGGUACAUACCGGAAAUUGUCGGAAGAAGAGCAAGUGCAGAUGAGGAGAGUAAACUCCGAAGAGUCUACACCUAAAGUUACUAAAAAACGCAUACGUCCUUUGAGUUUUACUUAUGGCCAAGAAAUUGCUCGAUCAAUAAGUGAAAAAUUCAAAAGAAAGUCGAAAGGAAGUCCCAAAGGUUCGAAAAAUGCUAAAUACCCUACUUCCGGUCAACCAGAAGAAACCAUCGAGCGUAGAGACAGUUUCCCCGGAAAUAGAUCGACAACAGUACAAAAGGUGACAAAGGAACCAUUAGAAGGAGAAAAGUACAGUCUGGGCGGAAGUUCCGAUAUUCCAUCUGAAAAUGUGUCGGAGACAUUUCGUUGUAGUAAGGAAAUAGAAAAGAACCCGAGAAGACAGGUUGUGAGUGCCGAAAUGAAUAUUCGUCCAGUUUCGGCGUCUUUUGUUGAAGGUUUGGCAAAGGAAACAACCACACGUCCAUUAACUCCGCCACUUCCGGUUACAAAUGUGAAUUUAACUCAAAUAUCGGACAAAACUGAUGUCAGAGGCGAGAAUAAACGUGACAACAACAAAAGUACAAAACGAAGGAAAAAGAAAAAGACACGUUCAUCGUCGUCUUCAUCGUCGUCUUCAUCUUCUUCAUCUUCAUCGACCGAUACCGAGGCCGAGAAAAAACCGAGUGACAAAGAUGUCGGAUCAAAACAGCGAUGUAUUUCGUAUUAUGGUCCGGUUGUGAUGGACGGGAAGACUUUGAGGCUUCCAACCGAGGGGACGGGCAUGCGCAGAUACCACAGCCUUACUCUCCCCUGCUGGGACGGGACCGUAAUUAAGAAUGGUAGGAUCAUAGACGACAAUGAUGCGUCACCGACGUCACCUCCACUUGAAUUUGAAAAACCGAAGGUGAAAACUUCCGGUAGCGGAUAUCCUUUGAUCAAUUUCAGGUCAAAGACUUUAGAGGCACGCCCACAUCCCAGUGACGUCACUAAGGAAACCGACAUCGGACAAAACCAACUUGACUUUGAAGUAAGAAAGCCGAAGCUGAUAUAUUCCUCGCGAGCAGACCUUGGACAAAUCAAGACUAACAAAACAGGGAACUCAAACCGGAACCGGAAGUUUACUUCUUCACAUUCUGAUCUAAGCAGUUCAGAUUCAGAAUGUAAAAAAUCAGACACACCUGUUCGCCCAAAAGUGAUUUCAAGAACCGCUUCGGAUGAGAGAAAAGCCGAAGCAGUCAAGCAGAAAGUGGUCAGUUCCGUGUCCAGUCCUGCUAGAGCCGGUGAUCCAGAUUUAGUCUACACAACAGCUGAUAUAACGACAGGAUUAAAUCAAACACCACAAUAUUCCACAGGCGAUAUACCGGUAGAGAAGAAAAUAGAUUCGUCAGUGGUUGUAAAGACCGAAGCUGGUCCAUACGUCGAACAUCUGCAGCCACAAUUGAAAGCUGUUCCUAAUACCAAAUCAACAUCGCCUGCUGCCAUUCCCAAAGCUGACACUAGAUUGAAGCGUAGCUCAGAUCGACCCUUGCUGAAACAAGACAAUACUGAUGGUCCGUUUGAGAAAAGCAAUUCAGAAGAAUUAUCUCAUGGACAAAAUUACACCGACAAUCCUCCAGAGAAAGACACCGGCAAAACAAAGGACAAAAGCUCAGCAAAAAGUAGCAACGACAAGAGUUCAUGCAACUUAUCGGGUGGUGAUUCAAAGAGUGUAGAAAAUAGAUUUGAACAACUUCUUGAUUUGGACGAUCCAGAUGUUGGAGAUACGUAUGUAGAAGAAGAACUACCUCUUCGGAUCAUAGUUGAAGACGACGUCCAGGAGAACCCCUCGUCACACGCGUCCUCAAGCUCCAGUUCUAGCUCAGACGAGGACACAACAAAGGAAGAGAAAUUUCGGAAUAUUGUUGAGACAAAAAAGCCUGUCCCGGUACCAAGGAGAAGUCAAAGCGUUACAAGGUCGGAAUCACAAGACGGAUGUCCCUUGGAGGAAAUAACCUCAUGUGUACCGACUUUAGCUAAAUGUGAAAUUGAGGUGGUGCGGAAGUCAUCUAUUUCAUCGUCAUCAUCGUCAGAUUCUGAUGUUGCUUGCGAGAAGAAAUCAUUUGAAAAUUCACCGAAAGUGAACAUCACACCGAAAGUUAAGUCAGGCAGUAUUUCAGAAGAUAUAAACAGCGAUCAGGAAUCAAAGGAAAAACGCCAUCGUUCAGAUUCAUCCUCGUCUUCAUCAUCUUCUUCGUCGUCCUCUUCCUCUUCAGAUCGACGUCGUAAGUUAACCAGUUCGGCAAUAAAGCCUAACCCAGAAGUUAUUUUGAUGAGAAAACAACCUAAAGAAACACUUGAACAGACAGUAAACGACAGGAAUUUCCCUGUUGUUGAUGAUACGGAGGUUUCCGCUACUAAAAUCUUAGAUUUUUCCAAUGUUAAUAUAAGGGACAAACCCGUUAUUGAAAACAGUGAAAUUCCGAUUGUAGAAACAAAGAUUAUUUCCGCAAAAACAUCGGACAUCCAUGCGGUUGAUAUAAAAGACAUUCCCGCUGACGAAAUAAAGGAUGUUCCGUCCGUUGCCAUAAAAGACAUUCCUGCAGUUGAAAUAGAGGGUAUUCCAUCAGUUGAUAUAAAAGGCAUUCCCGCUGUUGAUAUAAAGGAAAUUCCCACAGCCAAAAUAAAGGAUAUUCCAUCAGUUAAUAUAAAGGGCAUUCCCGCUGUUGAUAUAAAAGACAUUCCCGAUGUUGAAAUAAAGGACAUUCCCCCAGUCGAAAUAAAGGACAUUCCCACAGUCGAUACAAAGGACACUCCUACAGUCGAUACAAAGGACAUUCCCACAGUCGAUAUAAAGGAUAUUCCCGCAGUCGAUAUAAAGGAUAUUCCCGCUGUUGAAAUAAAGGAUAUUUCCACAGUCGAAAUAAAGGACAUUCCCGCAGUCGAUAUAAAGGAUAUUCCCGCAGUCGAUAUAAAGGAUAUUCCCGCAGUCGAUACAAAGGACAUUCCCGCAGUCGAUAUAAAGGAUAUUCCCGCAGUCGAUAUAAAGGACAUUCCCGCAGUCGAAAUAAAGGACAUUCCCGCAGUCGAUAUAAAGGACAUUCCCCCAGUCGAAAUAAAGGACAUUCCCACAGUCGAUACAAAGGACAUUCCCGCAGUCGAUACAAAGGACAUUCCCGCAGUCGAUAUAAAGGAUAUUCCCGCAGUCGAUAUAAAGGAUAUUCCCGCUGUUGAAAUAAAGGAUAUUUCCACAGUCGAAAUAAAGGAUAUUCCCGCUGUUGAAAUAAAGGAUAUUUCCACAGUCGAAAUAAAGGACAUUCCCGCAGUCGAUAUAAAGGACAUUCCCGCAGUCGAAGUAAAAGAGAUUCCCGCAGUCGAAGUAAAGGACAUUCCCGCAGUCGAUAUAAAGGACAUUCCCGCAGUCGAAGUAAAGGAGAUUCCCGCAGUCGAUAUAAAGGACAUUUCCACAGUCGAUACAAAGGACAUUCCCGCAGUCGAUAUAAAGGACAUUCCCGCAGUCGAUAUAAAGGAUAUUCCCGCAGUCGAUAUAAAGGAUAUUCCCGCUGUUGAAAUAAAGGAUAUUUCCCCAGUCGAAAUAAAGGACAUUCCCGCAGUCGAUAUAAAGGACAUUCCCGCAGUCGAAGUAAAGGACAUUCCCGCUAUUGAAAUAAAAGAUUUUCCUUCAGUCGAAAUAAAGGACAUCCCCGCAGUCGAUACAAAGGACAUUCCCGCAGUCGAUACAAAGGACAUUCCCACAGUCGAUAUAAAGGACACUCCUACAGUCGAUACAAAGGACAUGCCCGCAGUCGAAAUAGAGGACAUUCCCGCUGUUGAAAUAAAAGAAAUUCCCGCAGUCGAUAUAAAGGACAUUUCCGCUGAAAUCCCUUGUGUUGCAGUUCAGAAUAAUUUAGAUCAAGCUUUACAAGUUUCACCAGUGGAAAGAAAGGGUACACCUGGGAUUGAAACCAAAAAAGAUUUGAAACUUGAAAAGGAAGCGACGGAAACACAGAAACUGCCUGAAGCUAAAUCUAUCUGGAACCACUCCUUUUCUUCUUCAUUUUCUGACGGAGCAUACGAGACGCCGGAAGAGGAAAUCAAAAUACCUACAAGAGAAGUACUACAGAAAUCGCCUGAAUAUCAAAACGAUAUUUCCAUAUACGAAGAACCAUUAAAAAGUCGACGUCGUGCUUCAAGCUCGUCCUCCUCUUCGUCGUCGUCGUCCUCGGGAUCGGAAAAGUCACGUGACAGGAAGACAGACGAAAUAAAGCUCAAACUAAACGGGACACUAGACGCUGAAAUUAAAGAUACUAUUAUUAGAGUACCGGAGGGAGACGAAAUGCCGGAAUGCGUGUAUGACGUCAUAGUUGUAAAAGAAUCUAGUCCAAAAGACAGUGGAGCAGACGACAUCCCACCGACACCUCCACCGAGAAGGAACAGAAAGGUUAAGAAGAACAGCCAAAAUUCGCAUCAACAAACCCGGAAAACGUCGUCGUCUUCGCUUUCUAGUUUAGAAUAUUUCGAACCAGUCGAUACCGGAAUUACGUCACCAACCUUUAAAAAUAAAGAUAUUCAGAGCGUAUAUGACUCUAUUCUAGAAGGAAGCUUGCUGAAGGACAGAGACACGAUUGACCUGGAAUUUCUGAAACAGCACCAAAAGGAAUUUCCAAAAAGCAGGCACAUAUCUCCAGAUGGUAUCAUCAUGCCAACAACAGAAACUUCACUACUCACAGAAAAUCAGAAACGUAAACAGAACAUUGACAAGAAGCCAUGCCGACGCGACACAUCAUCAGAUGAAAGCAAAGUUCUUCGACCUAGUUGGUCAACGGACGAAGACAAGAAGAACUUCCCUCGACGUAGCAGUCCAUCAGACGAAAGAAAAAAGAAAUCUCGUCGACGCAGGACUUCAUCAAACGAAGACAAAAAGAGAACUCGUAAACGCAGCACUUCAUCAGACGAAGAUAAAAAGAAAACUCGUCGACGCAGCACUUCAUCAGACGAAGAUAAAAAGAAAACUCGUCGACGCAGGCCUUCAUCAGACGAGGACAAAAAGAAAUCUCGUCGACGUAGCGCUUCAUCAGACGACGGAAAAAAGAAAUCUCGUCGACGCAGCACUUCAUCAGACGACGGGAAAAAGAAAUCUCGUCGACGCAGCACUUCAUCAGACGAAGACAAAAAGGAAGCUCGUCGACGCAGGUCUUCAUCAGCCGAAGGCAAAAGGAAAUCUCGUCGACGUAGCGCUUCAUCAGACGACGGGAAAAAGAAAUCUCGUCGACGCAGCACAUCAUCAGACGAAGACAAAAAGGAAGCUCGUCGACGCAGGUCUUCAUCAGCCGAAGACAAAAAGAAAUCUCGUCGACGUAGCGCUUCAUCAGACGACGGGAAAAAGAAAUCUCGUCGACGCAGCACUUCAUCAGACGACGGGAAAAAGAAAUCUCGUCGACGCAGCACUUCAUCAGACGAAGACAAAAAGGAAGCUCGUCGACGCAGGUCUUCAUCAGCCGAAGGCAAAAGGAAAUCUCGUCGACGUAGCGCUUCAUCAGACGACGGAAAAAAGAAAUCUCGUCGACGCAGCACUUCAUCGGACGAAGACAAAAAGGACUCUCGUCGACGCAGGUCUUCAUCAGCCGAAGGCAAAAAGAAAUCUCGUCGACGUAGCGCUUCAUCAGGAGACAGAAAAAAGAAAAAUUGCCGACGUAGCACUUCCUCAGAUGAAAAGAAAAAGACAACAAGUCGACAGAGAAGAUCGCAUGGAAACCAGAGGAAAACUAGUCGACGUGAUAAUUCGUCAGACGAAAACAAGCAAUCUCGCCGACGUAGCCCUCAAUUAGACAAAGAUGAAAGGAAAACAUGUCGACCUAGCUCUCCCUUAGACCGAAAUGAACAUGAAAACUACCAUACAAGUGAUACCUCGGACGAAGAAAGCCCAGAAAACCGUCGACCUCCUCUAUCAUCACAAUCAUCUGACGAGAGAAGAAGAAAUAGUCGCAGACCGAGUUCAUCAUCAGACGAGCAGAAAAACAAGGACCGCCGACCGAGUUCGUCAUCAGACGAGCAGAAAAUCAAGGACCGCCGACCGAGUUCGUCAUCAGACGAGCAGGAAAUCAAGAACCGCCGACCUAGUUCAUCAUCAGACGAGCAGAAAAUCAAGAACCGCCGACCGAGUUCGUCAUCAGACGAGCAGAAAAUCAAGGACCGCCGACCGAGUUCGUCAUUAGACGAGCAGAAAAUCAAGAACCGCCAACCGAGUUCAUCAUCAGACGGUCAGCAAAACAAGGACCGCCAACCGAGUUCAUCUUCAGACGAGCAGAAAAUCAAGAACCGCCGACCGAGUUCAUCAUCAGACGGUCAACAAAACAAGGACCGCCGACCGAGUUCAUCAUCAGACGUGCAGAAAAACAAGAACCGCCGACCAAGUUCAUCAUCAGACGAGCAGAGAAACAAGGACCGCCGACCGAGUUCAUCAUCAGACGAGCAGAGAAACAAGGACCGCCGACCGAGUUCAUCAUCAGACGAGCAGAGAAACAAGAACCGCCGACCUAGUUCAUCAUCAGACGAGCAGAGAAACAAGGACCGCCGACCUAGUUCAACAUCAGAGACAGAUAUAGAGGAAACAUGUCAAAAGAAUUCAUCACUGGUUGAGGGAACGGUCCUACAACCCGAUGAUCUUUUGGGUGUGUGGCGAUGUGAUGUCACAGAGGCCCGACGUCAUCAAGGCCACUCUGCAAUAGUAGCCAUAGACUUGGGAACAACUUACAGUGGGUACGCUUACUGUUUCACCUCCGACCCAAAUCAAGUGUUUAUGAUGAGGAAAUGGGAGGGUGGAGAUCCGGGUGUGAUUAAUGAAAAGACCCCUACGUGUCUUCUGCUAACCCCUGACCUCGCGUUUCAUUCGUUUGGAUUUACAGCAAGAAAUACAUAUCAUGACCUUGACCCAGAUGAUGCAAACUCGUGGGUAUACUUCGAAAAGUUCAAAAUGAGGCUACAGAUUGAAUCAGAUUUAGGUACAGACCUCACUCUCGGCGCCAGUAACGGACGACAAUUGAAGGCUCUCUCGAUUUUCUCAUUGGUCCUGGCGUUCUUCAAGGAUCAUGUUCUACGAGAACUGAGUGACCAGUGUGGCCGGAUAGUGCUGACCGAUGACAUCCGGUGGAUACUGACCGUUCCCGCCAUCUGGCGGCCCUCUGCUAAGCAGUUCAUGAGACAAGCGGCGUAUGACGCUGGGCUAGUAGCCAAAGAUUUCCCGGAACAGCUGCUCAUAGCGCUGGAACCGGAAGUGGCGUCAGUAUACUGCCGGAAGUUAAAACGCCAUCAAACACUGACUGAUAUCCCACGUCAUGCCCCCUGGAUGGGACAGCCAUUUAAAUGUUUAGAUAAGGAUUCCGCUGUUGAUGAUCACGUGACCGAUUUAAAAUUUGUGUCUCGGGCGCAGUGGAAAUCUCACGAGAGUUUGGAUACAGUCAUGAGAGGCGUACGGUACAUGGUAGUAGACUGUGGUGGAGGGACAGUAGACAUCACGGUACAUGAACUGGACAAUUUCGGACAUCUGGGAGAGAUCUACAAGGCCAGUGGUGGAGCUUAUGGAGCUGUUGGCGUGGACCGAGCAUUUGUGGCCUUACUGGUCAGUAUAUUCGGACAUGCAUUCAUUGACCAAUACAAGACCAAAUGUCCAGCAGGAUGGAUUGAUCUCAUGAUGAACUUCGAAGCUAAAAAGCGAUCCAUGUUUCCCUACAAGUCCUCGUCUCUUAACAUCUCUUUACCGUUUUCAUUUAUCAACUUCUACAAAAAAUUCCACAAGCCUUUGCAAGGAAGUAUUGAGCACGUUAUCCGGAAGUUCCAUGACAAAGACGUACAGUGGUCCCCGCAAGGCAUGCUCAGACUAGCCCCAUACGCCAUGUUCCGUCUGUUCGUCCCUGUCCUGGACAAGAUUAGGUCGGCCAUCGGUGACGUACUCAAUAAUCCAGAUGUCAGAGAUCUGAGAUACUUGUUCCUGGUUGGAGGGUUUGCAGAGUCUGCCAUCUUGCAGCACGAGAUCCGGAAGGAGUUUGGUGAGCUCGUGAACGUGGUGGUACCUUCCGGGUCAUCGACUGUCAUCCUGAAAGGCGCAGUCCAAUUCGGCCUCCAUCCGGAGAUUGUUGCAGUGAGGCGGUCCACGCAAACAUAUGGCAUAGGCAUUCUUAAUAAGUUUGACGAUAGUAAACACAUCGAUGAUAAGAAAGUCAUUCGGGAAGGACAGGAUUGGUGCACUGAUAUUUUUGAUGCCUUUAUAUCCAUUGAUCAGCCAGUCGCCGUCGGUGACGUCGUUCUGCGGAGUUAUACUCCCGCACAAACUGACCAGAAGGUCAUCAAAAUCAACAUUUAUGCUAGUGACGUUGUCCAUCCGAAUUACGUCACUGAUGAAGGGGUACGAAACUGCGGCUCUCUUACGCUAGACAUUUCUGAAACAGCGUCUGAUAUCAUUCCAAAAACACGAGAAAUUCAAGUUCGAAUGCACUUUGGAGACACUGAAAUUAAAGUUAGUGCGUUAGAUACCUCAAAUGGUCGACACGUAAAAGUUGCCAUAGAUUUCCUUUAUGCGUAA